Molecule: messenger RNA, 4409 nt
Organism: Anguilla rostrata (American eel)
Lineage: Eukaryota; Metazoa; Chordata; Actinopteri; Anguilliformes; Anguillidae
Gene: dstyk
Product: dual serine/threonine and tyrosine protein kinase
Exons: 14
Coding region: 1138-3939 (933 amino acids)
Biological process (GO): positive regulation of fibroblast growth factor receptor signaling pathway; positive regulation of ERK1 and ERK2 cascade; cellular response to fibroblast growth factor stimulus
Cellular component (GO): cytoplasm
Molecular function (GO): ATP binding; protein kinase activity
Source: RefSeq, a predicted model, not a curated record
GUGUUUGUUCAUGUCUGGAAGAGCUUAGCUUUAGCAUGUUCAUUCGCUGUAUUUGCUGUGGAGACACCAGGACGGACAGAGGAAAGUUUCCGUCAGGAUCGGAAUGAAGGUGUAAAAUGAUGAUUUGAGAAACUGUACACCAUCUGAACAAUUAGAAUUUUUAGAUUUCCGAGCUUGGUUGCUUGCUCCUUGGCAAACUGUGGGUGCAUUAUAACGGUAGACUAGCUAUUUCGUUAACUAGCUGGGUAGCUAUCGUUGCCUGUCUGGAUUUCUGUUUCGGAUUUCGCACAUCUAGCUAGCUAGCUAGCCAUGUAGCUAGCUAGCUAGCUAGCUAGUUUAUCUAGCUAAUUAAAAUCAAGUCUUUUCCUUUACAGUAUUGGAUAUGCCUGCGGGUCUGAUUUGGAUUAAGAUGCGGAAUACUUCAUCAAUUUGGCUUUAUUGUUUUCUGACUGACUAGUUGGUUAGCUAGUUAAUCGCAUCUCUCUUUUGGAAGAUCGGGGUUCUAGCUGGCUCGCUAAAUAAUAAAGAAGAGAGAAAGUAACAGCUAUUCGGCUCUAUUUUGUUCCAUCGCCGAUAGUUACCGCUUUAAUAGUAUGUGAAUCCGUUUAAUUUUUCUGCGUUCCUUUGCAAUGGUACCCAGUACGCUGGCGCUGUAUGGAAUUGAAUCAAGGCGAGGGAGCGGUGAUAAAUCAGGGCCUGGAAAUUAGUUUCUUUAACUAGCAAUUUGUUAGCCAAGUUGGGACACUUGACAGUUGUGUGCGAGAAAUCUGGUCUGCAGUUAUGUCAUCAAGGCGCUUUUAAAAUGUCAAGCGAGUAGUUAUUCAGAUCGUUUGCUUGGUAGUCAGUAGCCAGUAAGCUGCACUUUUUGUUGAGACCCGUUGCUUAUACGCGGAGCGUUUACAAUGGGAUUGCUUGCUUGCUAAUUAGCGAGGUCGCUUUAAAAGUACUCGAAAGCAAUACCUUACACGGGUUGACAUCUCUUCAUAGCCUGAAUUAAUCUCCUUUUGCAUCGAAGUUCAGGCUUGGGCACUCACUGUAAAUUGGCGUUUCACACCCACUUUGGGUUUUCACAAGGUCCUACCAACUGAAGAACACCUCCUAUUUAAUUUGUCUUUGAAAUAGGCUCAUUGCUUUGCCAUGGAGGGUGUUGGUGGCGGUAACCCACAGAAAGUCACCCCGCUUGCUCGUGAAUUGACAAGGAUCUUUAACAGUUACAAUAAACACUCCAUACUGCUGAAAAAGAACUUGAAAGAGACCAACGCAUUUUUCCGCGAGAUCAGACAGAACUACAGCAAUGCAUGUGCAUCUGCCGCCAGCUCGGAGGCCGCUGCAUUGGAAGCAGUCGCUCUGCUCUCCCUCGCUCCCUCCCCAGGCCAGCUGAGCUGCAUCGCCUUCCCCCGGCACGAGGAGGAGUUCCUGCAGGCCAGCGUGGGCAGCACCCCGUACAUCCUGGUGCUGGGGCAGGACUGCGCCGCCCGCUACCAGCUGCUCAACUGCCUGCUGGCGGAGAGGCUGCUGCCCGUGUGCGAGGGCGGCGGGGGCUGCGGCCAGGGCGGCGGCUGCAAGCGGCGCAAGCUCUGCUUCACGCACGGCCGGCAGACCCGGCUCAGCCUGGCGCUGCCCGGCCAGUACGAGCUGGUGCACCAGCUGGCGGCGCACUGCGGCCGCUGGGACACCGUGCCCAGGGAGGACCUGGAGAUCCACGAGGACUGCCAGGACCCCGCCCACCGCCUGGCCGAGCUGGAGGUCACGCUGCAUCACCCCCUGCUGCAGGAGGCUAAGAUCAUGGUGGUGCCCUGCCCCAGCGUGCAGCCCAUAGAGCAGGCCCUGGAGGACUGCCUUCGCAACGUGGUGCCCAUCCUGCUCUACGCCGCCAACCAGGACCAGCUGACGCCCGCGCAGGUGUCCGAGCUCCAGAAGGUGCGGGAGGCCCUGCCCUUCCCCAUCUGCUUCGUGCGCGUGCCCAGCGAGCCGGGCCCCGAGGGCGGGCGGGGCACGGACCGGGACCGGGACCGGGACCGGGGCGCCCUCCAGAAACAGCUCCUCACCCUGGGGUUCCUCAGCAGCCCGGCGGGGAACUGCGCCUGCGGUGCCCCCCCGCAGUCGCCCCACCCGGCCGCCAAGCCGCAGAGCGCCCUGGGGGACAGCCUGGAGCGGCUGCACCGGCUGCUGGUGCCCUUCGCCCGGCAGGUGCUGCACAACCAGCAGGUGGAGGCCGCCAACCUGCUCAAUGGCCUGCACUGCCGCUGCCUGGACCUCUUCAUCAACCAGGCCUUCGACAUGCAGCGGGACCUGCAGAUCACGCCGCGGCGGCUGGAGUACACCCGCGAGAAGGAGGGCGAGCUCUUCUCCUCCCUCAUGGCCAUCGCCAACCGCAAGCAGGAGGAGAUGAAGGAGAUGAUCGUGGAGACGCUGGGCAGCAUGAAGGAGCAGCUCCUGGAGGAUGCCGCCAACCUGGAGUUUACAGAUAUUAUCGUUACGCCCAACGGGGAGCCCGUGACCUCCAAGGACAUCAAGUCGUGCAUCCACCAGAUCCAGGAGCUGAUCGUGGUGCGGCUGAACCAGGCCGUGGCCAACAAGCUGAUCAGCUCGGUGGACUACCUGCGCGAGAGCUUCGUGGGCACGCUGGAGCGCUGCCUGAGCAGCCUGGAGAAGUCCACCACGGACUCCUCCGUGCACAACGUCACCUCUAACCACCUGAAGCAGAUUCUGAACGCUGCCUAUCACGUCGAAGUUACGUUCCAUUCUGGGUCCUCGGUUACGCGGGUAGUGUGGGAGCAGAUCAAACAGAUCCUCCAGCGGCUGACGUGGGUGAACCCGCCGGCCAUCACGGCCGAGUGGAAGAGGAAGGUGGCGCAGGACGCGAUCGAGAGCCUCAGCGCCGCCAAACUGGCCAAGAGCAUCUGCUCUCAGUUCCGCACGCGCCUCAACAGCUCCCACGAUGCCUUCGCUGCUUCCCUGCGCCAGCUGGAGGAGGGUCACACGGGCCGGCUGGAGCGGACGGAGGACCUCUGGUUACGCGUGCGAAAGGACCACGCCCCCCGACUGGCACGCCUCUCUUUGGAAAGCCGAUCGCUCAGAGACGUUCUGUUGAACGGAAAGCCUAAACUGGGCCGGGAGCUCGGGCGGGGCCAGUACGGGGUGGUGUACCUGUGUGACAGCUGGGGAGGCCACUUCCCCUGCGCUCUCAAAUCCGUCGUACCCCCCGACGACAAGCACUGGAACGACCUGGCGCUGGAGUUCCACUACACCAGAUCCCUGCCGAAGCACGAGCGGCUGGUGGACCUGCACGGCUCUGUCAUCGACCACACGUACGGCGGCGGCUCCAGCAUCGCCGUGCUGCUCAUCAUGGAGAGGCUGCACCGCGACCUCUACACUGGACUCAAGGCGGGGCUGUCCUUGAAAGAGCGGUUGCAGGUGGCCCUGGACGUGGUGGAAGGGAUCCGGUUCCUGCACGGCCAGGGGCUGCUACACAGAGACAUCAAGCUGAAGAAUGUUCUACUGGACAAACAGAACCGUGCGAAGAUCACGGAUUUGGGGUUCUGCAAGCCGGAGGCCAUGAUGUCGGGCAGCAUUGUGGGAACGCCCAUCCACAUGGCGCCGGAGCUGUUCACAGGGAAGUAUGACAACUCUGUGGACGUGUACGCCUUCGGAAUCCUCUUCUGGUACUUGUGCACGGGCUCCGUCAAGCUCCCAGAAGCCUUUGAGAAAUGCGCCAGCAAGGAUCAGCUGUGGACCAACGUGAAGAAAGGUGCCAGGCCGGAGCGUUUGCCCAGUUUCGACGAGGAGUGCUGGCAGCUGAUGGAAGCCUGCUGGAACGGAGACCCAUCCCAGAGGCCUCUGCUGGGCAUCGUGGAACCCAGCUUGCAAAGCAUCAUGGUCCGUUUGUGCACUACAGGGUCUGACCGGAAGAGCGCCAGUUUGGAGGACUCUACGUGAAUGGAGGGAGGGAGGGAGGGAGGGAAGACGACUGCGCGUGUGGCAGAUAAAUGUGGAUUUAUGUCUGAAUUUGAAAACCUGGGCGAGCUUGAGUUCUGUUGGUCAAGGAAGCACCAUGAAUUAAACGCCAAGUCAGAUAUUUCUUCCAUCGCAAGUAAGUUAAUGUAAACGUGGUUUGAGACAGACCGGAACAAAAUGCAACACUUAUGCAAGUACUUGUGUAUAUAUGUUUUUGUGUCUUGUAUUUAUAUAUAAAUUCAGGCAUACACUAUGCUUCUUUCAUAGCAUGCAUGCUAAUGCCUGCUUCUCAUUAGAUUAUUAGCUACUAGGGAUAAAACAUUGUUUUAAAAAUAGUAAGAUUCCCAGUAUUAUGAAAAAAGACAUUAAUUUUAGUCUGUAUUUAAAAUUGAUAUUGGAGUAUUACAUGCAUUAUAAAAUGACUUUUUUAAUAAAAUGACUUUGACAAAUGA